AUGUUGGCUUUAGAAAUGGUUCGAGAUGGGUUGCUGGUUCCAGUGGAGAGCACCCAAACUUCAGCUCAAUCCUCUGCUGCUAAGAAAAAGACUGCAGCUUUGAGAAGCUGGAUUUCGCUGGACCAAGAUGGGCAAGGAACCGUAUUGGAUUUGGACAAGUACGCCAUUAUCCGCCGAGUUCAAAUUCACGCUAGAGAUCUUCGGCUUCUUGAUCCCUUGUUAUCAUAUCCUUCUACCAUCUUGGGUAGAGAGAAAGUGAUUGUUCUCAAUUUGGAGCACAUUAAAGCUAUAAUCACAGCAGACGAGGUAUUGCUUAGAGACCCUUUUGAUGAUAAUGUACUGCCUAUUGUUGAGGAACUUCAAAGACGUUUGCCUCUAGUAAGUGCCAAUUUCCAAGGCCAAGGAGAAGAUGAAGAAACCUCAGGGGUACAGAAAGAUGUUGAAACCGAUGAACUCAAAUUUCCAUUUGAAUUUCGGGCAUUAGAAGUUGCACUAGAAGGUAUUUGUAGUUUUCUUGAUGCGCGCACAAGAGAACUAGAGACUGAUGCUUAUCCGGCUUUAGAUGAGCUGACUUCCAAGAUUAGCAGUCGGAAUUUGGAUCGGGUGCGUAAAUUGAAGAGUGCAAUGACCAGGUUGACAAAUCGGGUUCAAAAGGUAAGAGAUGAACUCGAACAACUUCUUGACGACGACGAUGACAUGGCCGACCUUUACUUGUCAAGAAAGCUGGUUGGGACUUCACCUUUCAGUGACUCAGGUGCUCCAAAUUGGUCGCUGGCCUCACCUACCAUAACUAUAGGCUCAAGGGUGUCCAAAACAAGCAGGGCAAGUGCAGCAACGACAGCCGAGGAGAAUGAUGUUGAGGAACUUGAGAUGUUGCUUGAGGCUUACUUUAUGCAAAUUGAAAGCACAUUGAAUAAAUUGACCACGCUCCGUGAAUACAUUGAUGACACAGAGGAUUACAUUAAUAUCCAGCUUGACAAUCAUCGAAAUCAGCUAAUUCAGCUAGAGCUGUUCCUAAGUUCUGGAACUGUUUGUUUGUCUGUAUAUUCUCUGGUGGCUGCAAUAUUUGGCAUGAACAUCCCAUAUACAUGGAAGGAAGGUCAUGGCUACGUAUUCAAAUGGGUGAUCAUCGUCACGGGGGUAGUUUGCGCCUCUCUUUUCUUGUUCAUAAUCUCGUAUGCUCGGCACAAAGGUCUUGUUGGAUCUUGA
This is a messenger RNA of Prunus armeniaca (apricot), 1209 nucleotides long. Lineage: Eukaryota; Viridiplantae; Streptophyta; Magnoliopsida; Rosales; Rosaceae. The record is from the annotation of a GenBank genome assembly.